Molecule: messenger RNA, 858 nt
Organism: Lottia gigantea (owl limpet)
Lineage: Eukaryota; Metazoa; Mollusca; Gastropoda; Lottiidae
Exons: 5
Biological process (GO): carbohydrate metabolic process
Molecular function (GO): hydrolase activity, hydrolyzing O-glycosyl compounds
Source: RefSeq, a predicted model, not a curated record
AUAAAACUCAGAGGGCACAAUAUAUUCUGGGGAGGGCCUAAAGUGGUGCCAUGGUGGCAGAGACACAUGAAUGGAUCACAGAUCAGACCACUUCUUCCUAAACAUGCCCAAGAUAUGACAUCCACCUUCAAAGGCAGUUUUCAGCAUUGGGAUGUGGAGAAUGAGAACCUUCAUCUUCAUUUUUACGAGGAGAAACUACAUGACCCUGAUAUCACAGAAUGGAUGUUUAGAGAAGUGAAGAAGUUGGAUUCGGUCACCAAGUUGUAUCUCAAUGAUUAUGGUAUCGUGGCCAACAAGAUCUCAACCGCGGCAUACCGGGGUCAGGCGGAAUAUCUUCUAUCUAAAGGAAUACCAGUUGAGGGAAUGGGAAUACAGAGUCAUCUACAUGGCAACCUAGAUCUCAACCUCAUCAAGGCACGACUGGACGAAGUUGCUAAAGUAGGGUUACCCAUCUGGAUCACUGAGUUGGAUAUUGAUGAAGCUGAUGAACAGAAGAAAGCUCAGAAAUACGAGGAUGUGAUGAGGUUAUAUUUCAGCCACCCAGCUGUACACGGUAUCAUGCUGUGGGGUUAUUGGGACGGUCGGCAUUGGAACCCAAGAGCUGCCAUCUGUAAUGGGGAUAGUGUAAAGCCGAACGCAGCAGGCAGAAAGGUUGUAGAACUUUUGAAGAAAACCUGGAGGACAAACGAGUCACAUGACAUCAAACAUGGCGGAGUUGUUAAUAUCCGGGCAUUUAAAGGAUCUUACAAGCUAUUGGUCCAUCACAAUAACCACAUGAUACAUGCAGAAAAUUUUGAAGUUGGUGCCCAUGGUAACAAUUUAAAAAUAAACCUAUCUGGUACCGGUAAGUGGAGAUAA